Papaver somniferum (opium poppy) is the source of this 1995-nucleotide messenger RNA. RefSeq lists its product as uncharacterized. The record is from RefSeq and is a predicted model, not a curated record. NCBI's taxonomy places the organism in Eukaryota, Viridiplantae, Streptophyta, Magnoliopsida, Ranunculales, Papaveraceae. Bases 1217 to 1726 code for a protein of 169 amino acids. The transcript has 8 exons.
AGAGAGAGACAAACCCUAGGGUCUUCUUCUCUCUUCUCUGUUCUCUGGUUUGGUUCUCCAAACUGAAGCACCUCCAUCUUGAUCUAAUCUCAGUUAGUUUUAGUAAUUAAGUCAGGAUGCACGAGAUCCGGAGCCCAAAGUUUAGAAAUAAAAAAGGGAUCUUUUUAUUUUUUCUUGUUUGAAGAAAAGUUCUUUUUAUUACAUGAUUUGGUUUAGACUGAAGCAUAUCCUUCUUGAUCUACAACAAUACUCUUCUCAUGUUGUCUUUGUUUGUUUCAUAGUCUCAGUUUCUCGUAAUCAAAUUCUUUGUUGUGGGAUAAAAGGAUUUUUUUUUGUUUUUCGGUUUUUAUAUUUUUAGUUUUUUUCUUCUCUGGGUUAGAUUUAGCCAUAAUUUGUUGAUCAGGUGAUACAUCUAUCACUUGAGAUGAUGAGAUUAUGCAAUAUUAUUAAUCUAACGGUGAACAGAAAUCGUGGUGUCAAUAAUAAAUUUAGUGGUUUCUUCAUGGAGUUUAUUUGUUCUGUUAGAUUUAAACAGAAAAGUAUAGAUUCGUUUCAUUUUUAUUUUCUUUUUGGAGCUGGACUUUUAGGUAAUUUAAGUUAAUUCACCAGGGGCUUUAGGUAAUUUUAUCUGCUAGGUGAUUUUCUUUUUCUCCGGUGGCGUUUAUGUAUUUUCAAUUUAAAUGGGUAAUCGCAAUUCGUAGGCCUUUAAGGAUUUCAUAAUGGGCUUGAAAUUUUCUGACCCGACGGAGUCUUACUUGAGCCUCACUCGUUUUUAAAGCUCAUUUCUCUCUUCUUUUUUCUUGUCAGACAAACCAAAAAAAUUCUUCAGAUCUAGAGAGAAGAAAGAGAAACAGAAGUAGAGAGAAUAACCAGGGUUUGAAAAUGAGACGUCCUCUUAAGCCUAGAAGAAAAAAUGUUGAGUGGAAACAGUCCGAGUACGAUGCAUUGAGAAGAGUACAUAGGAGAUUUGAGCUUGAAAAAGCUGAGAAAAUUCGUUCUAAUACUCUCUCUAAAAGAUAUGAUUGUAAGUGGAAAACCAUGUUGGAUUAUGAGCGUCAAUCUUUUGAUAAAUGUAGAAUUCCAACUGAUCUCAAGGAUGCAUGGGGGAGAGUAGUGGCCAAUGAUAAGAAAACAGUUGCUGCUGCAAUAGCUGGUUUACCUCAAGAGCCAGGAAAUGCCCCAUUGCCAGUAGCGCCUCUUGAAGCUGGUUUAUUGAAUGACCCAUUACCAAGUGGAGGUGUUCUCGGUCUUGGUGGACCAGGCCAUGGAUCUGGAAAUGAACCUUCUACGAGUAGGAGUGAUCUCAGGCUUACGCUUGCACCAGCGACUGCUAGUGCUGGACAGCACAAUGAAACUUGCUUUAAGUGAACCUUUGCUUCAUGCAUCUCUUUCAAGUGGAUGCGAUCUCGGUCUGUCACUAAAACUACCAUCUGCUAGUGGCGGACCUGACUAUGGGUCGUUGCCAAUGUUCCAUUUUGAUGCACCUCGCUCAAGUGGGGGUGAUCUCGGGCACACGCUCGCACCAAGUGGUGGACAGGACCGUGGAUACGCUUCGUCAAAUGAAAUGUCCCACCCUCAUGGCUCAUGCUCGCACCAGCGACUGCCGGUGCUGGUUGUUCAAAUGAACCAUCAUCAAUGUUGCAUCCUCAUGCACCUUGUACCCGCGGAGGACCAUCAUCUGCUAAUGGUGGUGGUGGACAGGAUGGUUCUGGCCUUCUCGUUCUAGAUGAAGAUUAGGCUCCCAUUUAUCUACUGUGUGGCUAGAGUAAACAUGUGUUGGUUUGAUUUUCUCUGCUUUUUAGUUAUCUUUAUGUUAAAAAUCUGUACAUUGAAUAAAUUUUGGGGUUCCAUCCAAAGGAGGAAAAGUAUUUUUAGAGUGUCUGUUGCUUCUUUUUCCUUUUGAUUGUUUCUCUCGUCUAUCUUAUAGACACAGAACCUGUUAAAGAAGAUAAUUUUGGUAUUGAGAAAUAAGAUAAUUUUGGUAUUUCCCUAGAA